CCUUUUUCUUCCUUGUUCUCUCCGCCGCCUACAAUUCAUCUUGACUCCAACCCUCUGCCAUUUGCUUCUUUUAUGCUUAUAACAAUCACUGUAUUAUCCUUUUUUUUUUCCCUAUAAUUGUAUGUAUUUUUUUAGCUUUUUUUUUUCUGUUUAAAUAUGUGCUCCUAAAAAUUCUCUAAUUGUCGAGAUCCAUUCCAUUCCAGGCAUGUUAACAAAUAACAAAGCAAAUAUUGUUACGGUAGGGUUGUGGCUUAAUGAUUUUAUUCCUGUUGAAUUGUGUGCAAGUCAUCAGUCAGAUCUCGUGUAUAUAUAUAUAUAUAUAUAUAUAUAUAUAUAUAUAUAUAUAUUAUUUUUUUGGUUUUCAUUUCUUUUGUAAUUACUUUGUUUGCGGUGGAUGCAAAUCUGAUUAGUUUCUGAUUUUCGUAAUAGCCAGUGGAUGGCAGGUUGGUUAGGCGGCGAUUCAUCUAUUGUAGGAAUUUUUAAGUAAUUCAAUAUUUGCUCUGAGUUUUUUUUUUUUUUUUUUUUUUUAUUAACCAAGUUAAAUUGAUUGUAUAUGAAUGGAUUUUAAGUUAAAUUGAUUGAAUAUAUCGUUUUUCAUUACAGAAGGAAGUGUCGAAAAUCCAAAUAUUUUAAGUUGAUUGAAUUGUGCAUAUUGUAAGAUAUUAUCAUUGAUUGCAGCCUAUAUAAACUACAAUUGAUGUUUUCAUGCUUUUGUGAACAUUGUUCUUACAUUAUGUGAACAUUGUUUUCAUGUUUGCACCAUACUACCUCAAUUCCAUUCACACAUAUCGUUCCAGAUGACGGACAUUGUAGCGGGCCCCGGUGAUCCACAAACACUUUAUCCCGAUGCAGACUGGUUAGAGAAGACAUUUCUGCAUAAAUCCCGGAACCCCUUGUACAGGAUCUCGGAUAUCUACAAAAACCCUGGAUGCUGGCUUGUCGUCGACAAUACAUACGAAUGAGAUCUGAAGCAAAUAUGUAUAAGAUGAGGUCCGAAGAGCAGCCAGAUGAAUGAACAACGGUGGAUUGAAAAUGAUCCAACUGGCCGUUAUUGUCGAGUAAGUUUGAGGAGGUUUCGGGGAAAGGAGCAUCGGAAACUUUGUACAAGGGGCUGGACGAAUUGCUCGGGAUAAAAGUGGCAUGUAAUCAAGUGAGGCUCGUUGAUUUGCUUCGAUCACCAGACGAAUUACAAAGGGUCUACUCCGAAGUUUACCUUCUCCUUCUCAGCAUCUUCCGAUUCUACACUUAUUGCAAAGGAUCAAAACUGAACAUUCAAUUUUUUUAUAACAGAGAUGUUCACUUCCGAGAAUACAAAGUGAAUACUCGAGCUAUAAAGAUAUGGGCCCGGCCCGCCAAAUACUCGAAGGCCUUGUAUAUUUGCAUGGCCAUGAUCUCUCAAGUGUGAUAACAUCUCGGAAAAGUAAAACAUGGCGAUCUUGGCCUGGCAUCAAUUCUACGAGGCUCAUGUAGAGCACACAUCUUUAUAGAUCUCCCUGAAUCAAGAGCUUUACUGGAAGGAGCAUACAAAUCGAUUGGGGAUUUAUACUUGGGAAAGGGUUCUGUUGCAACUUUUAAGUUAUUUUUAGGUGCAAACAAAUCGAUUGGAAAGUUGGGAAGGGUUUUGUUGCAACUUAAGGUUCCCAAAGGAUCGAAGUCCCCUUUCCUAAUCUGAAAUGUCGGAUUCAUUCUCUCUUAGAUCUACUUGAAUCAAGAGCUUACUGGAAGUUAUUUUUUAGGAUCUAACAAAUCGAUUGGGAAGUUGGAAAGAUACAAAUACUUGGGAAAGGGUUCUGUUGCAACUUAAGAUUUAUAGGGUAUAAUUCUCGUCCCUAAUUAACUAUAGCGACAAAAUGAGUUGGCGUUAUGAAAGGAAUCGUCCGGAGCUUGGCGAGAUCGUGAUGAUAGAGGUGAAGAGGCGGACCACUGAAUUGGUAUACGUGACGUUGUUGGACUAUCAAAAUGCACUAGGCAGCAUCAUGCUUUCCAAGCUGUCUACCAACCGUCCCAAUCCCAAUGUCGCUAGAGUGAUCAACACAAGCCACAGUACAAUUUAUCUGACCGGGAAAAAAAUUCCCAAAAACGAAAUUUACGAGUGCUGGGAGAAACAUAGAGACAAUCGCUUAGUUCACUCAGUAUUGGAAGAAGUUGCCAAGAAAAUGGAAGAUAUUGAUCUCGGGGUGCUAUAUACUUCGAUAGGUUGGCCACUACACCAAAAUUAUGGCCGGGCGAUUUCCGCAUUCAGAAUGAUCACCAAUGAUCCAAGACUAAUGACUGAUACUGAGAGUGAUGAUACUGAGAGUGAUGAUACUGAGAGUGAUUAUCCAGAUGUGUAUCUAUUCCUUCGUACGUGUUCCAGGAUAUAUAAUAUUGGUUAUGAUGUCAUAAAUGCCUUUAUCGAGGAAGUAUUGCGUAAAUCUGAAGAAAAUUUUGAAGCUAGUAGGGUUGACAUGGAGACUGCCUUCGGUAUUCCUUAUAAGGCGCCACCAGCAAGUAUUUAUUGGCGGGAGAAAUAUGGUGGAGUCGUCGUUGAUGACCAAAAAGAUUGUGAGUCUUGUUCGAUGGCAUCUGUGUGUGCAUUGGUAAGCUACCAAUUGUAUUUAGAUCGUGGUGAUUAUUCUUCCGCGUCAGUGCAACACUUGAUCGACCACGUCGGUCAAGUUUAUCCUUUGCUUGUUGGAAACGAUAACGAAGUGGGAUGUCAAGACUGCAACGAGAGAGUCCCGCUGGCGUACAUUGAGAGAUUCGGUGUAUGCCUGCGUGAGGACUAUCCGUUCCAGAAUAGAAGAUUGAUGUUUGAUGAGAUUCCACAGAUACGCAAUUACCCCAAAAUACAAAUAUCUGGCUGGGGACUUGUGCCUAAAGGAACAUCCUUCAAAGACAUCAUGCGACUCCUAGCUCAAGGUCCGAUUAUCGGAACUAUGGUAGUCUAUAGGAGCUUUGACGAGCUCAAGCCAAAGGUUUAUUAUGAAGGUUGUGUCCCUUCAGAUUUUGAUGAUGAUGCACCUGUACCUACUAUUCACUCUAUACUUCUAGUCGGUGGGGGCGACGACGAAGAGAUAGGCGAGCACUUUGAAGUGCACAAUUCAUGGGGGGAUGAAUGGGCUUACAAAGGAGGUGCCAAAGUUGCAGCACAUCUCAUCACUCCAUAUUAUUUUGUAAUUGGAGCACGAUUAGUUCAGCCGGAGCACCAAACUCUUGAGAUGAGAGCUGGCGUACCUGUUGUGGUAGGUUGAGGAGGCGGGUGCAAAAGAGAACACAAAUGGAUCAGUUCUUCUACUUUGACUCAGUAAAGUCGUGACUUCCUGGCGAGCCAUUAGUUCUUAGUGAUUUCAGUGUUUGGCUCGAAGCUUCAAUAAAUCCUCUUAUUCACAUAGAAGCUUUGCAGAAUCGAGUGGUGAAACUGAUAUCCUGUUUCUAAUUUUAUUUCAUUUCUGUUUUGGAAUUUGUUAAAAAAGUAAAUCCAUCCCUGAUUUCGAAUUUGGUGGUUUCGUGUAUUAAAAUGUGGAUACUUUCGUGUGUAUUAGACAUAAAGGAUGCUUAAUGAAAAAAUAGUUCCACAAA
Messenger RNA from Erythranthe guttata (spotted monkey flower), 3561 nucleotides. The record is from RefSeq and is a predicted model, not a curated record. Lineage: Eukaryota; Viridiplantae; Streptophyta; Magnoliopsida; Lamiales; Phrymaceae.